Serinus canaria (Common canary) is the source of this 1752-nucleotide messenger RNA. RefSeq names its product family with sequence similarity 114 member A2 (gene FAM114A2). The coding region runs from base 143 to 1645 and encodes 500 amino acids. The transcript is spliced from 14 exons. NCBI's taxonomy places the organism in Eukaryota, Metazoa, Chordata, Aves, Passeriformes, Fringillidae. The record is from RefSeq and is a predicted model, not a curated record.
CCGCCGCCGCCGCCGGCCCCGCCGCCCGGACGCGCUUCCCCGAGCCGAGGCCGCUUCCGGGGCAGCGCCGGGGCCGCUCUGCGCCGGCCUCGCUGGUCUGGGUCCGCCCGGAGCCGCGGGGGCCGCGCCGACCGCCGACGUCAUGUCUGAGGAAGACAGUGGUGAAAAUCUGAAAGAUGAAACCUCUUACAAAGCUGAAAAUGAACAGAAGACAGAGGAACUGGGCUGCUCUGAGAGCAGUGAAGGGAGACAACAAGAGACUGUGCCUGUGACUCGAAAAAGACCUGAACCCAAGCCCCCAAGCCAGCCUGCUGUCACAGAGAAGCCUGCAGGUGAAACCAUCAAGGUCUCAGAUCCUCCUGCAGUUCAGACAGGGUGGGGCUACUGGGGAAGCUGGGGGAAAUCUCUUCUGUCAACUGCGUCUGCUACCGUAGCUACUGUAGGUCAAGGUAUUUCAAAUGUCAUAGAAAAAGCAGAAACAACCCUUGGGAUCCCCAGUCCUAGUGAAAUCUCUUCAGAGUCUAAAGAUGGUGUGAGAGGAAGUGAGAAUCCUGCUGCCAGCAACGCUGAUGCAGCUGAUGAUGGCAGCUCCUUCCCUAUUGCUGGGGCUCUUGAAGUUUUAUCAACCAUCUCUACUGCUGUCCAAAGCACAGGUAAAAGUGUUAUUAGUGGAGGUCUGGAUGCCUUGGAAUUCAUCGGCAAAAAGACAAUGGAUGUAAUAGCUGAGGGAGACCCUGGAUUCAAAAAAACAAAGGGCCUAAUAAACAGAACCUCUACAUUAUCUCAGGUCUUACGAGAAGCAAAGGAGAAAGAAGAGCAGCAGACAGCUACCGAGGUUACCAUGGCUACUGAGAAGAAAGCCCAUUAUGGGUUACUGUUUGAUGAGUUUCAGGGUCUUUCGCAUCUGGAGGCCUUAGAGAUGCUUUCCAGAGAGAGUGAAUCAAAGGUGAAAGCAGUUCUGAAUACCCUCUCUGGAGAGAAGUUGGACACACUGAAGGAGGAAAUGGAACAACUCAAAGAAGCAUUUUCUUUGCCUGAAUUCUUUGAAGAAGAAGAGGAAGAAAAGAAGGGAGAUGAAGAGUUCACAAAAGAAGUGACAGAGUUGUUUUCAGAACUGCACAUCUCCUCCACGCCAGACAAAGUGAUCAUGGUGAGGACAUCUGCUCAUGUGUGGGUAGCACAAUUCAACAGCAGUCUUCCUAAAGAGGAAAAAGAAAAUGAAGAAAACCAAGAAGUAGAAUCCAGAGAUGGUGACCAGGAUGCUAAGAAGUCAGUAGAGGAUAUUCAUGCAUUUGCCAUAAGAAGCCUGGCAGAACUGACAGCCUGCUCCAUUGAAAUGUUUCACAAAACUGCAGCUUUGUUUCUCUAUGGUCAGAAACAGGAGGUGACAGCCACAGACAGAGCCAAGUCCCUGUCACAAUUGACUAUCAUGCUGUGUAAAGAACUGUCAGCUUUCUCUAAAGAGUUCACAACAUGCUUAACAACUGCAGGGGUCAAAGAGAAAGCAGAUGUGCUUAAUCCCUUAAUCACUGGAGUGUUUUUGGAGGCUUCAAACAGUGCUUCCUAUAUCCAAGAUGCCUUCCAGCUCUUGCUGCCUGUACUGCAGAUCUCUCUUAUUGAGGCUAGAACGGAACUAUCACAGUAAUAAAAAUCCUUCUAAUUAAGAACUUUUUGACCUUCCCAGUUCGUAGUUUCCAUGCUGGAGAAUGAUGUAAUGGCUCUUAUUAAAGGGAAAAAGAUGAACUCUGCUCA